AUACCGCCGAAAGGUUGUAGGGCAAGAGGGUGUCUCCCCCAAACGGCCCGACCCUCCUACGGCCUCUACAUGGACUAUAAUAGGAUGAAUUCCUUUCUAGAGUACCCACUCUGUAACCGGGGACCCAGCGCCUACAGCGCCCCAACCUCCUUUCCCCCAGGCUCAGCUCCGGCCGUUGACAGCUACGCAGGGGACAGCCGCUAUGGCGGAGGGCUGGCCAGCUCCGCGCUCCCACCAAACUCGGGGUACCCCGUCCAGCAGCCGCCUUCAUCCCUGGGGGUGUCUUUUCCCAGCUCUGCUCCCUCGGGGUACGCCCCAGCCGUCUGCAACCCCAGCUAUGGGCCUUCUCAGUAUUAUUCCGUGGGUCAGUCGGAAGGAGACGGAGGCUACUUUCACCCGUCGAGCUACGGAGCCCAGCUAGGGGGCCUGCCCGACGGCUACGGUGCGGGCGGAGCAGGCCCAGGGCCCUACGCCCCGCCGCAGCCCCCUUACGGAACCGAGCAGACGGCAGCCUUCGCACCAGCCUACGAUCUCCUUCCCGAGGACAAGGACCCCUCUUGCUCGUCAGAACCCAGCACUCUCACUCCCCGGACCUUCGACUGGAUGAAGGUCAAAAGAAACCCACCCAAGACAGCGAAGGUAGCGGAGCCCGGACUGGGCGCUCCCGGCGGCCUCCGCACAAACUUCACCACGCGUCAGCUGACCGAGCUGGAGAAGGAGUUUCACUUCAACAAGUACCUGAGCCGCGCCCGGAGGGUGGAGAUCGCGGCCACCCUGGAGCUCAACGAAACGCAGGUGAAGAUCUGGUUCCAGAACCGGCGCAUGAAGCAGAAGAAGCGCGAGCGAGAGGGGGGCAGGGUGCCCCCGGCCCCUCCAGGUGGCCCCAAGGAAGCGGCUGGAGACGCCUCGGACCAGUCAACCGGCACCUCCCCGGAAGCCUCGCCGAGCUCCGUCACCUCUUGAACUGAACUUCCCACGUCACCCAGCUCCCAGCGCCGGACCCAGGCCUCUCCUAGACUCUCCCAAACUUCACAGCCCCUGGGGAAGUUCCUCGGGGCCGAGGAACCAGUUUAGAGCUGCCUAGGAAACUGGGCAGGAGGGGGGACACAUUAUUUGUAUUUUUAUUUUUAUUUUAAAUUUCUUCUCGGAUCUAAGGGUGGAGGGAUUGACUGAUAGGUGGGGAUCCUAUGUGUCCGGGGAGCAGCCAACCCAUCAAAGGCCGAGGGAAGGCCUUUCCGCCUUUGAUCUAGAGAUUGCCUCAACGUCAACACGUGGCUGGGGGUAGGAGCAGCCAGCCCAGCCUUCUGAAGGCCCCUCCUUUCCUUUCCAACUGGAGUUCAGUGCCUUUGAGCUUGGAGAACUCUCCUCGAGCGCUCUUAGCCCAACUCCGCUCUCUAGGCCUGGGAUAGAGAGAGUCCUCGGGUUUUCUCCAGGAGGGCGUGUUCGAGUGCGGGCUCCUUACCACCUUCAUCGUAAUCCUCAAUCCAGCCAAAUCACCGAAGACCUUACCAU
Messenger RNA from Meriones unguiculatus (Mongolian gerbil), 1512 nucleotides. It is a transcript of the gene Hoxb1, whose product is annotated as homeobox B1. Gene Ontology annotation, biological process: regulation of transcription by RNA polymerase II. The record is from RefSeq and is a predicted model, not a curated record. The coding region runs from base 70 to 963 and encodes 297 amino acids. Gene Ontology annotation, cellular component: nucleus. The transcript has 2 exons. NCBI's taxonomy places the organism in Eukaryota, Metazoa, Chordata, Mammalia, Rodentia, Muridae. Gene Ontology annotation, molecular function: DNA-binding transcription factor activity, RNA polymerase II-specific; RNA polymerase II cis-regulatory region sequence-specific DNA binding.